Messenger RNA from Mangifera indica (mango), 1009 nucleotides. RefSeq names its product protein WUSCHEL. Gene Ontology annotation, molecular function: DNA-binding transcription factor activity; DNA binding. The transcript is spliced from 3 exons. NCBI's taxonomy places the organism in Eukaryota, Viridiplantae, Streptophyta, Magnoliopsida, Sapindales, Anacardiaceae. Bases 180 to 872 code for a protein of 230 amino acids. The record is from RefSeq and is a predicted model, not a curated record. Gene Ontology annotation, biological process: plant organ development.
CUUCUCUCUCUCUCUCUCUCUCUCUCUCCCUCUGUCUCUACUGAUAUCCUGAUCUCUUCAUAUCUUGCUUUUAUAACUUGAGCAGCAUUUCGUGCACAUUCACCAACCAAACUGAAAACUAAACCCUUCUUCUCUCCAUCUCUUUGUUUUCUUCUUGUUCCAAACAUCGUAUUAUAUCAAUGGAACCCCACCAACUCCCACAACACCAACAAAACGACCAAGAUCCCAACGUUAAAGGAACCUUCCUCUGCAGGCAAACCACUACUCGUUGGACUCCCACUACUGAACAAAUUCGAAUUCUCAAGGACCUUUAUUACAAUAAUGGAAUUCGCUCCCCCAAUGCCGAUCAGAUUCAGAAGAUCUCUGCCAGGUUGCGACAGUAUGGUAAAAUUGAAGGUAAAAACGUUUUCUAUUGGUUUCAGAACUAUAAGGCUCGAGAAAAGCAGAAAAAAAGAUUCAUCAACUCUGAAGAUUCUUCCCUCAAGUUUCAUAACAUAACUUCUGGUGAAAUUGCUGCUUCAUCCCCUUCGUCUUCCAAUAUGUUCACCGUGCAACAUAUUGGAAACUAUGGAGCAUAUGGUGGAUCUGUCACCACCACAGACAAGAGUACUUUUCGGGAUUAUGCUGCCGCUGUUGACCCUUAUAAUUCAUCCUACAUCUUCGAGGAGAAAAAAUCAAUGGAGAAAAGGGUAAAAGAAGAAGAAGAAGCUGGUCCAGGCAUUGAAACUCUUCCUCUUUUCCCCAUGCAUGGUGAGGAUAGCAUGAAGGUCAAUCCCAACAGUUACUACACCAACUGGUAUGGCAGCUCCAGUGACUCCAACGCCACGUCCUGGACUUCUCUUGAGCUCAGCCUCAACUCCUACACCAAAUGAUAACUCCUUUAAGUUCCGUUUCUUAAUAUAUGAUUAAGUAGACUAAUUAUAUAUGCUUUUUAAUAUGCAUGUAUAUAAUCAGUACUAAGAAUGAUUUCAUGAGUGUGAACAUUUUUCUAAGUCAAGAGUUUAGAAUA